This is a messenger RNA of Wickerhamiella sorbophila, 255 nucleotides long. RefSeq lists its product as hypothetical. The record is from RefSeq and is a predicted model, not a curated record. The transcript has a single exon. NCBI's taxonomy places the organism in Eukaryota, Fungi, Ascomycota, Dipodascomycetes, Dipodascales, Trichomonascaceae. Bases 1 to 255 code for a protein of 84 amino acids.
AUGGUCAACAAGACGGUGUCAAGGUUAUGGGAGGAAGUGGAGCUGGAGUACGGGAAACUGCUAGACGAGGUGUCUCGGCGGGACCCCCAGUCUCUAACCGGCAUGACGGGGCUGGACGAGUACUUUGCCAGCUGCCCUGACGCCGCUCAGCAGUUUUAUAUUGAACUGGCUAAAACGCGGCCAGCCGCCCGUGGAGCAAGCUCCAUCAGCUCGAAGUCCUCAGACAGCUCAGACGUGCGAUCUGUCGGCGUCUGA